CGUACGUUAACUGGCAGUACCACCACCACCAUUCCUCUGGAUUUUCUUAUCCUUUCGCCUCGAAAGUUUAAAUUUUCUUUCCAUCCAUGCACAGCGCGCGAGCACACAAACACAAACACAAACACAAACACAAACACACUCUCUUCUUCCUUACUGUCAAUGAAAUCCCAACUCUCACACCCUCACCCUCACACGCUUUCUCCUUCACUCUCAAACCUCCAUUUCCGCACCAAACGCUCUCUCCUUCCACUGCAAACUCUCACAUUUCUCACCCACAAUUCCUUUCUCCGUCUCUCUCCUCAAAACCCAAAUCCAGUGGCUGUUGAAGCGGUGAAAUUCGACGGCCCGGUGGUUGAAAUCGGAGAAUCGUCGGAAGUUGUGGACGGGGAUUUAGCGUUUGAGACCUGCAUUACGCGUACACUGCCUCCGGCGUUGACGCUUGAGCAUGGUCUCCAGAGUAUCAAAGAGGCUGUUGAGAAGUUGAAAUUGGACCCUCCUUCUUCUGCUAGUGGAGUUCUCAGGUUUCAGGUGGCUGUGCCUCCUGGUCCAAAAGCUUUGAAUUGGUUUUGCUGUCAACCGGAGUUGUCAGUGUAUCCUUUGUUUUUUCUCUCCAAGAAUACAGGCAAUCCAACAUAUAAGUCAUUGUAUUUGAAUGGAAGCCGUGGUGUUUUCGGAAUUGGUGCUGCAAUUUACUUUACAAAUUCUUCUUCCUGUACUUCAGGAGAGCAGAAUUUGACCAAAAGAUAUCUUUCAACUGAUUCAACAUUUAUAAUGAUUUAUGGUUUUAUGGAUAUUAAUUUCAACAUUGCAUCUUCCAAGAUGAAUGAGGCUGGUUCUUACCUUUUCAUUCCUCAGAUUGAGUUAGAUGAGUACGAGGGAGUUUCUUUUUUAGCAGCAACACUUGCUUGGAAUAAUUCUUCCCCUUGUUCAUUUGAAGAAGCUGUUCGUUCUUAUGAGAUCUCUCUCAAACAGGCCAGUUGUCAUUCUUGGUUGACUACAGAUAAAUGUCACUCUGAAAGCAUAAGGUCUACUCUUAGAAAGCUCAAAGUUGUGGAGGAUAAAACUGUUACAAUGGUAUACAUGAACCUUCUUUCAAAAGAUGGCAGAGAAGUCAUGGAUGGCAUUAUGGAACUGAAAGAGGGUCCAUCUUCCUAUCAAUUCUGUAUCAGGCUUUCACCAACCAUUACUAUUGCCAGGAACAUGUUGGAUCAUACAAGUGAAAUGUGUUACUCAGCACGAGACUGUGCCAAUAUCAACACUGUUUGGGCAUCACUUAUAAUUGAAGAAUGCUCUCGACUUGGUUUAACGUAUUUUUGUGUAGCUCCAGGAUCAAGAUCAUCUCCCCUUGCUGUUGCUGCUUCCACUCAUCCCCUAAUAACAUGCAUUGCAUGUUUUGAUGAGCGCUCGCUUGCAUUUCAUGCUGUUGGUUAUGCAAGAGGAUCUCACAACCCAGCAGUAGUCAUAACAUCAUCUGGCACUGCAGUUUCAAAUCUUCUUCCUGCUGUUGUGGAGGCUAGUCAAGAUUUUGUACCACUUCUGUUGCUCACUGCAGAUCGCCCUCCUGAGUUGCAGGAUGCUGGAGCAAACCAGUCAAUUAAUCAGGUAAACCAUUUUGGUUCUUUUGUGAGGUUUUUCUUCAGUCUUCCUGCAGCCACUGAUCAGGUUCCUGCACGGGUGUUACUUACCACCAUUGACUCUGCUGUACAUUGGGCAACCUCUUCACCUCGUGGUCCUGUUCAUAUUAACUGCCCUUUCAGGGAGCCCCUGGAAAAUAGUCCAAGUAUAUGGAUGCCAAGCUGUUUGAAGGGAUUAGGCUUUUGGAUGUCUAGUGCUGAACCAUUUACUAAAUAUAUUCAAGUGCGGCAUUCUCAUGUGUGUAAUGAUACUCAUGGCCGAAUGGCAGAGGUUUUAAAUGUUGUUCGAAGGGCUAAGAAUGGGCUUCUACUUAUUGGUGCGAUGCAUACAGAGGAUGACAUAUGGGCAGCUAUUCUCUUGUCCAAACACCUUUCAUGGCCUACUAUUCCUGACAUCUUGUCAGGAUUAAGACUGAGAAAGCUUUUGGCUUUUUCUGAACUUGAACAGGAAUUUAUUUUUGUUGAUCAUCUUGAUCAUGCUCUGCUUUCAGAUUCUGUCAGAGAUUGGUUGCAGGCUGAUGUGAUUAUUCAGGUUGGGAGUAGGAUAACAAGCAAGCGUAUUUCUCAGAUGCUAGAGAAGUGCUCUCCAUGCUCAUAUAUUAUGGUUGACAGCCAUCAAUGUCGUCAUGAUCCUUCACAUAUUGUAACUCACAGGAUUGAGAGUACUGUUGUUGAAUUUGCCAGUUGUUUACUUAAAGCUACAUCUCCAAAUAAGAAUAGCAAGUGGAGCUCAUUUCUACAAAUAUUGAAUAUGAUGGUUGCAUGGGAGAUAUCAUUUCAAAUUAGCACCCACUACUCAUUGACUGAACCUCAAGCUGCACGCACGAUUUCAGAAGUACUAUCAUCCAAGUCUGCUCUUUUCGUAGGGAAUAGCAUGGCAAUACGUGAUGUAGAUAUGUAUGGACACAAUUGGUCAGAAUGUAUUCAUAGUUUUUCAGCCUCAAUGUUGGACUCAGAACUACCAUUCCACUGGUUGCGGGUGGCUGGGAAUAGGGGAGCUAGUGGUAUUGAUGGGUUGCUCAGCACUGCUGUUGGCUUUGCUGUGGGUUGCAACAAACAAGUACUUUGUGUGAUUGGAGAUGUUUCUUUCCUCCAUGAUACAAAUGGGUUGGCAAUUUUAUAUCAAAGGAAAUCACGGAAACCAAUGACGAUAGUUGUGAUAAAUAAUCAAGGUGGUGCAAUCUUCAGUCUUCUUCCAAUUGCAGAGAGAACUGACCCAAGUAUUCUGAACGAAUACUUUUACACCUCUCACAAUGUUUCAAUCUGCGGGCUGUGUAAGGCACAUGGUGUGAAGCAUUCACUAGUGCAGACAAAGAGGGAGCUUCAAGAUGCAUUAUUGGCAUCCCAAUACGAUGAGAUAGAUUGUGUAAUUGAAGUAAAGAGCUCCAUUGAUGCCAAUGCCACCUUCCACAGUAAUAUAAGAAAAUUUGCAAGCCAGGCAUCAAAUCAUGCUUUUAGCAUCCUCUCGAGACUUUCAGUUCAAGAUUCCAUUUCACAUGAAGGCUUUAUUUGCAAGAUUUCUAGAAUGGAGUGCUCACGGUUUAGAAUUCCACUAUGCACUCCACCCACUUUGAAUCUGGUUGACCAUGAAUGUACCAAGUUUUAUAGAGAAGGUUAUAUUUUGUCUUUAUAUCUUGAAGAUGGGAGUGUCGGGCUUGGUGAGGUAAAGCUCUGGAAGGUUGCACCUUUUGAAAUCCACAGAGAAAGCCUGCUUGAAAUUGAACAGCAACUCAUAUUUCUUCUUCAUGUUUUAAAAGGAGCUAAAAUUAGUUGCUUCCUUCCUCUGCUAAAGGGUUCAUUUUCUUCUUGGAUAUGGAACAACUUGGGAGUCCCACCAUGUUCAAUCCUUCCAAGUGUCAGAUGUGGCUUAGAAAUGGGUAUCCUUAAUGCCAUAGCAGCCAGACAAGGUUCCAGUUUAUUAAACACACUACAGCCCCAAAUUGAUGAGGGAGAUAAAUCUGGAAGGUCAUCAAAAGUUAAGAUUUGUGCCCUUCUUGACUCCAAUGGAACUCCUUUGGAAGUGGCUUAUGCUGCUACAGGUCUUGUUGAAGAAGGAUUUACUGCAAUAAAGCUUAAAGUAGCACGUAGGGGAGGUCCUAUUCAUGAUGCUGCUGUAAUACAAGAAGUAAGGAAGAUGGUUGGAUGUCAGAUAGAACUCCGUGUAGAUGCAAAUCGUAACUGGACUUUUGAAGAAGCUAUAGAAUUUGGUUCUUUCGUAAAGGAUUGUAACCUGCAGUACAUUGAGGAACCUGUUCAGGAUGAAAAUGAUAUUAUUAAGUUCUGUGAAUACAGUGGCCUGCCCGUUGCACUGGAUGAAACUAUUGGCAGCAUUCAGGAAAAUACUCUUGAAAAGCUUGCGAAGUAUUCUCACCCAGGGAUCGUUGCUGUUGUUAUCAAACCAAGUGUCAUUGGUGGAUUUGAAAAUGCUUCAUUGGUUGCACGCUGGGCACAAAACCAGGGAAAGAUGGCUGUUGUCAGUGCUGCAUAUGAAAGUGGCCUGGGUUUGUCAGCAUAUAUUCAGUUUUCUUGUUAUCUUGAGCUGCAGAAUGCAGACAUAUGCAAGGUGAUAAAAAGUGAACGUGUCCCAUCUAUAGCCCAUGGUCUGGGAACAUACCGUUGGCUUGAAGAAGAUGUUACUACUGAUCCUCUCAGGAUUGAUCGUGAUCCGUAUAGUGGUUUCAUAGAAGCUUCUGUUUCUGAAGCUAACCGGUUUCUGCAGAAAUUUCAAAUUAACCACAAUACCAUUUGUAGCAAGCUUACUGGGAAGCAAGUUAAUGGAUACCAGUUGAUUGUAGAUACAAGGGGUUUCUCUUGUUUCCUCAAAGUUUAUGAGGUUGGAGAAAGAACCAAUGAUAAUGUAGUUUUAUUUCUUCAUGGAUUUCUUGGGACUGGUGAAGACUGGAUUACUGCCAUGAAGGCCAUAUCAGGUUCAGCAAGAUGCAUUUCUAUUGAUCUUCCUUCUCAUGGGGGAUCGAAGAUACAAUAUCAUGGUGCCAAUGAUUCUGCACAAGACCCAACUUUUUCAAUUGAGGUGGUUGCAGACAUAAUAUAUAAAAUGAUUGAUCAAAUUACUCCUGUAAAAGUUAUUUGUGUUGGAUACUCAAUGGGAGCAAGGAUCGCAUUGCACAUGGCCCUGAGAUUUAGUAAUAAGAUCAAAGGAGCUGUCGUAAUAGCUGGAAGCCCUGGUUUAAAAGAUAAAGUAGCAAGAGAGGUUCGUAGGGCCAAAGAUGAUUCCAAAGCAUGCUCACUUGUUGCUCAUGGCUUACAACUCUUUAUGGAGAACUGGUAUGCUGGAGAUCUGUGGAAAAGCUUAAGAAGCCAUCCCCAUUUCAAUCAAAUAUUCACCAGCCGCUUACAGCAUGAUGAUGUGCAGAGCCUUGCAAAAUCUCUGUCUGACUUGAGUGUUGGGAGGCAGCAGCCAUUGUGGGAAGACUUGAAGCAUUGCAAAACGCCCCUUUUGCUCAUUGUUGGGGAGAAUGAUACGAAGUACAAGACAAUUGCUCAGGAAAUGUUUUGUGAAGUUUGCCAUGGUUUGAAGAGUGGAGAUAAUCUAUGGAAUGAGAUCCAUGAGAUAGUUGAGAUUCCCAACUGUGGCCAUGCUGUCCAUCUGGAAAACCCACUUCCUGUAAUCAGUGCAUUGAGACAAUUUCUAACCAGGUUGGGCAAGAGUUCAUUUCCAAUCAAGAGUGGUAUAGAGAUUAGAGAGCUGUAAGUCCGUAACCUUGUUAUAGUCAGAUGCAAUAUGACGGCUGAUGAUACUGCAUACAAAUCAUCUGAUGGAACUCACGUUUAAUUCAUGGCAUAGACUUUACCAAGCUUGUAGGUUCUCAUGCCAGUCUCAUGGAUUCUUAGGAAUGUGCUUCUAAUUUUUACAUUUGGUACUUCUCAUAAACUAUUGUGAAGAUAAACACCAAUUCUGUGUCCUCCGUGUCUAUUUUUGGCAGACCCUUUUUCUUAUACUGGAAAUGAUAGAAGGAAAACCAUUUCUAGAUGAGGUCAGAAAGCCCAAAUGCAGUUGCAGAAUAAUGUUCAACACCGUAUCCGCAUGGUAGUUCAGUAACAUGUUUUGUACCAUAAAAUAUCGUACUCUUUUUUAAGCGUCUUCACAAGAAAAAUUGGGUGACAAUGAAUGUGAUUGGUGAAUUUCAACUACUGAAUAUAUAAAUGUUUGAUUUAUUUUUUAUUUUA
Molecule: messenger RNA, 5822 nt
Organism: Quercus lobata
Lineage: Eukaryota; Viridiplantae; Streptophyta; Magnoliopsida; Fagales; Fagaceae
Gene: PHYLLO
Product: 2-oxoglutarate decarboxylase/hydro-lyase/magnesium ion-binding protein
Exons: 28
Coding region: 160-5346 (1728 amino acids)
Biological process (GO): menaquinone biosynthetic process; amino acid catabolic process
Molecular function (GO): 2-succinyl-5-enolpyruvyl-6-hydroxy-3-cyclohexene-1-carboxylic-acid synthase activity; thiamine pyrophosphate binding
Source: RefSeq, a predicted model, not a curated record